Psammomys obesus (fat sand rat) is the source of this 489-nucleotide messenger RNA. RefSeq names its product gastrula zinc finger protein XlCGF67.1-like. The transcript has a single exon. The record is from RefSeq and is a predicted model, not a curated record. Gene Ontology annotation, biological process: regulation of transcription by RNA polymerase II. Lineage: Eukaryota; Metazoa; Chordata; Mammalia; Rodentia; Muridae. Gene Ontology annotation, molecular function: DNA-binding transcription factor activity, RNA polymerase II-specific; RNA polymerase II cis-regulatory region sequence-specific DNA binding. Bases 1 to 489 code for a protein of 162 amino acids.
AUGGAAGACUGCUCGUAUUGUUUGCUGAGGGGCCUCGAGCUGACAGGCCCCUUCAUUGGAAAGAAUGUGUCAAAUGCUUUACCUGGGUCUCAUAUCUUCACGCUCACCGUAAAAGCCAUACUAGUGACAAACCUUACAGGUGUGAAGGAUGUGGCAAAUGCUUUACCCAGGUCUCAAGUCUUCACUCCCAUCCCAGAAUCCAUACUGGUGAAAAGCCUUAGAUGUGAAGAAUGUGGAAAAUCCUUUUCUCUUAUCUCAGCUCUUCAAACUCACCUUAGAAUCCAUACUGCGGACAAAUCUUACAGUUGUGAAGAAUGUGGUAAAUGCUUUACCAAGGUAUCAAAUCUUCACUCUCACCACAGAGUCCACAUUGGUGAAAAGCCUUACAGUUGUGAAGAAUGUGGCAAGUCCUUUACCUGGCCCUCAAAUCUUUAUGUUCAUCACAGAAUCCACACUGGUGAGAAACCUUCCAAAUGUAAAAGAAUGUAG